AUGGUAAAUAAAAAGCAUAAAGCAAUUCAUAAUAAAGCAUAUUCAAGUUGUGGUUCAAAUAUUGGUUCAAAAAUGUCAAAUAGAGAUGGCUAUAGAAGAGAUAGGUCACCAACAAAGAUUGACAAAGACAGAGAUAGGUACAGGGAUAGAGAUAGAGAUCGAGACAGAUAUAGAGAAAAGGAUAACGACAGAGACUACAUAAAUAGAGAUAGAUAUAGUGAUAGAGAUGGAGAUAGAGAUAGAGAUAGAAAUAGAGAAUAUAGAAGAGAUGGAGAUAGAUAUAGAAGUAGUAAUAUAGACAGUGAAGAUAUUGGUAGAGAAAGGGAUAGUUAUAGUUAUAGAGAUACUCAUAUUAGAGGAAGAGAAAGAGAUGACUAUUACAAAAGGAAAAAAAUUGACAAAUCACCAACAAUACAUCCAGAAGUUAAUUAUUUGGAAGUGAUUCCAGAUGUACCAGAGAACAAAGAACUCAGAGACUUUAUAAAGAAAGGUCCAAUUUAUGGUGUUCCAUUAAAGAAUUAUAAUAUAUUGCAAUGUUGGAGAUGCAAAGGCUAUGGUCAUAAAGCUGCUGAUAAAGAGUGCCCAGGCUAUUUGCGUGGUAAUUCAAAUAAUGAAAAAGAUCGUUUACAAAGAGAAGACCCAAUGAACUCAAAUUAUGAUUUUGAUAAUACUGAAAAAAUAAAUAAUAGUAAUGAUAACAAUAAUAAUAAUAAUAAUAAUAAUAAUAAUAAUAACAACAAUAAUGAUAUUGUGGAUAAAAAAUUAGUAAGAAGACAAAAUAAACUAAAACAACUUCAAGAUUUACUUUUCAGAGCAGAAGAAAAUGAAAGAAAAAGGAAGGAAAAAAGGAAAAGAAAAAAAAGAAAAUUAAAAAAUAAAAAAUAUAGUGACAGUAGCAGUAGCGAUGAUAGUAGUGAUAGCAGUAGCAGCAGCAGAAGCAGCAGUGAUAAUAGUAGUAGCGAAAGUGAAAAUGAUAAAUAA
Molecule: messenger RNA, 981 nt
Organism: Dictyostelium purpureum
Lineage: Eukaryota; Evosea; Eumycetozoa; Dictyosteliales; Dictyosteliaceae
Exons: 3
Coding region: 1-981 (326 amino acids)
Biological process (GO): RNA splicing
Source: RefSeq, a predicted model, not a curated record